CCAAGCUGAAAGGAGCGGAGACUAAUCGGUUAUACAAAAUAUAUUCAGAUCUGCUUAGCUGAGCUAACCAAACGUUUAUGGAUGAACCGAAGUUGGAGAAGCCGCAGCCUCCACCGCGCAAUGAGCCGGAUCUCCAACCGGUGAAUGGGAUCGUCCAGCCGCCGGUCAUUCCGCCGCCAAAUCGUCCAGGCCGCAGGACCAAUGUGCUGGAGGACCUCAAGUCCGUGCUGAACUGCAUCUGGCGGAGUCGCUGCUCGUAUCACUUCCGCAACCCAGUGGAUUCGGUGACCUUGGGUGUGCCCGAUUAUCACACGUUGAUCAAGCACCCGAUGGACCUGAGUACGAUCAAGAAGCGAUUGCACAACAACUACUACUGGCAGGCGGACGAGGCCCUGGAUGACUUCGAGCUGAUCUUCGAGAACUGCAUGCUGUAUAAUCUGGAGGGCACCCCGGUCCAUCAGGCGGGCAAGGAGCUGAGGAGCGCCUUCUACACGCGACUGGCCUCGAUAGACAUGAGCAAGGAGGAGGAACUGAAGCCCAAGCAGGACAAGCGCAAGCGAAAGGCUGCCGACACUCUGGACGCUGCUCCGGCUUCCACAGUGGCCCCAUCUCUGGCUCCAAGUCUUCAUCCUCCUGCGGACUGGCACCUAUGUCGACCUACCAGAAACUGCCCCACACCUAUUCCUGGUGUGACUCCGCUGCAAAUCCCCUUUCGCAAUAUGCUGCCGCCUUCACUGAUACCCAAUUUCAUGCCCAAUUCCUUGGUCAAUCCUUUAACUUCAAUGCUGUCCAUUCCUUCAAUGAUGAAUCCUUUGAGAAAUCCCUGGGAGUUGCCCCAAUUAAGAAGCGAUACUAUAGGGAAUACUUUAAAAUUGCAGUCGGGGAAGCAGGCUGCUCCACCAACUAUCUUCCCACCAAUUGUCCUGCCACCCCCUUUGACUUCUGCUCCCAUUGAACCCGUGCUCUUGCCACUGCCAAAAACGCCACCUCCUCCUCCUCCUCCUCCUCCGACACAACCUCCCCCAAAGCCCAAGCCACCAGUCAUCUGCUAUAAAUCUCUGGACCGAUUGAUCGAGAAGAGCCACUGCGAUCAUCUAUUGAAGUCCAUGGUGAAGCGAAAGCGUCGCCAGUUCACUUGGGCCUUCAAUCGUGCGGAUCACUGGCGCAGAUACUCACAGAAUCCAGAGUACGACCACGAUCGGGAGGAGAAACUGGAUUGGAAGGUGCUGCAGGAGCGCUUGGAUUCGGACAUCUUUGUGAACUUGGAUGGCUUUGUGGCCUCCGUGCGAAAGAUGUUCCAGAAUGCAUUACGCUGCUUUCCUGACGACGGAUUGGUCAAGACCUCCGUGAAGAAGUCGAAUGAGAUCUUUGAGAAGAGGCUGCCCAAGUACAAGGAACUGAUAACCAAGGCCAAAGAAAGAGCACGGGAAAUGGUGGCCACCAAGGAAAAGGACAUGGAAGGACUAGAAAAGCCCCGUGAUCAGGAGGCAAGUGAUGACCAGAGCACUGAAAAGAGUUCGGAGCCCAGUUCGAGAGAUCUUAUCAAAUCGGAGCCCAGUUCAGGAGAUCCCAUUAAAUCGGAGCCUGUGGUUGAGAAAAUCGAUAAGAGUGAUACAAUUGUAAAGGAAGAAAUCAACAGCGAUAUUAAGGCAGUUUAAAACCCUG
This is a messenger RNA of Drosophila rhopaloa, 1665 nucleotides long. It is a transcript of the gene tbrd-1, whose product is annotated as bromodomain-containing protein 2. NCBI's taxonomy places the organism in Eukaryota, Metazoa, Arthropoda, Insecta, Diptera, Drosophilidae. The record is from RefSeq and is a predicted model, not a curated record. The transcript is spliced from 2 exons. Gene Ontology annotation, cellular component: chromatin; nucleus. Gene Ontology annotation, biological process: regulation of DNA-templated transcription; chromatin remodeling. The coding region runs from base 78 to 1658 and encodes 526 amino acids.